Molecule: messenger RNA, 737 nt
Organism: Zingiber officinale
Lineage: Eukaryota; Viridiplantae; Streptophyta; Magnoliopsida; Zingiberales; Zingiberaceae
Product: probable NADH dehydrogenase [ubiquinone] 1 alpha subcomplex subunit 12
Exons: 5
Coding region: 68-538 (156 amino acids)
Biological process (GO): mitochondrial respiratory chain complex I assembly; response to oxidative stress
Cellular component (GO): membrane
Source: RefSeq, a predicted model, not a curated record
ACCUGGCUGGAUUGCCGAGUGCCGACCAGCGUCGGACGGUGGCGUUCGAUUGAAAGGGGGAAAAGCGAUGGCGUCGUUGGUGAGAGGAAUCCUCAGCACGAUCAAAGAGAAGGGCGUUGGCGGAUUUAUCAAGCAUCUCCGCGACGAGGGUUACACGAAGUGUCUUUUGGAUGGAAAUCUACUGCAAACAAAGCUUCACAAUAUUGGUGCCACCCUUGUUGGAGUAGAUAAAUUUGGAAACAAAUAUUAUGAGGAUUUGACUGUCCAGCACGGAAGACACAGGUGGGUGGAAUAUGCUAAAAAAGCACGGUACAAUGCAUCCCAAGUGCCACCUGAGUGGCAUGGCUGGCUGCACCGCGUUACUGACCGCACGGGUGAUCAACUUUUGAUGCUGAAGCCUAAAAGAUACGGCGUGGAACACAGGGAAAACUUUUCCGGCGAAGGCGACGAGCUUAUAUACCACUCCAAAGGGCAUGCACUCCAUCCAGGCCAGAGGAAUUGGACCUAUUACCAGUCCUGGGAACCCACAAAACGCUAAGUUCAUCUUCUCUUCUCUCAUGGAUUGCAACAUGUGCUUGAAUUGAGCAACUUAUUAGUAGACGGUAAUUGGCUAUUGCUUAAUGCUUAUGCAUGCUAGACCACCUCCCAGUAAUAAAGUGCCAUGGAUUCUAGUUGCCAUCGGAAACAAAAGAAUUUCAAUUGAAGUUGUUUUUGCUCUGUGGCUAAUUGCCAAUUAA